GUAAUUAUUCUCUUGUUUUUGUUUAAGAGCGGGUCUUGCUGUGCAGCAGGCCAGGCUGACCUGCAACUCUGCGUUUUCCUUUACCUCCUGAGUACUAGUAUUAUAGAAGUGAGCCACCAUGUGCCUAGUGGUCUCCUCUUUUUUUUAUAACUGCUUAUAGCAAUAACCAAUCCAUAACUAAUAAAUAAAUUUUCUCAUAGCCAUGCCUCAGAGGCUUCAAUGUGAAGUAAAAGGUCAGGCAUCUGAAUACAUGAUUUCAUUUUGUCAAAUUCCAUCCCUGUUUAGCAUCUUGUCCCCAAGUUCAUUGGACAUGGCUCCACGUUCACAACGGCGAAAGCACAAGAAACCCCCACCUGUGACUCCCAUGGUUGUAAUCCCACCCACAGAAAUAUCUUCGGAACCUUCAACCCUCUUAAAAGCUGACCCUAGCAUUGAUGCACUUGGCUUCAUUUCCUUGGAUAAUAAUGUACCAGGUCUGUCCCAGUUGAUACUUCAAAAGCUGAACAUGAAAAGCUAUGAAGAAUACAAGUUGGUAAUAGAUGGGGGAACCCCAGUAUCAAGCUUUGGAUUUCAGUGUCCACAAGAAAUGUUCCAGAGGAUGGAGGACACGUUUCGAUUCUGUGCUUACUGUAAAGCACUCCCUUGCAGACUUCCAGAUCACAAGGUUCUCCGGCACUGUAAGAGGUGCAGAAAUGUCUAUUACUGUGAUACAGAGUGCCAGAGGUCAGAUUGGCCAGCACAUAGGAAGGUUUGUCAAGUGCUCCGUCUUGUGGCUGUGGAUCGUGUCAUGGAAUGGCUUCUGGUUACAGGUGAUUUUGUCCUACCCUCAGGACCUUGGCCAUGUCCAGCAGAAGAUAUACAGGAUUGGGAUGCCUGGUUUACUAUGAGGGGUUUACAGCUAGAGUCUACACUGAAUACGGUUCUCAGUAGCAAUGCUAUGACCAUGCUUUGGGCCAAUCUAGGAAGGCCACAGCCAGAACCUGAUGUUCUGUACAGCUCUUUGAAGCGGUUGAUAACAGAUGUUCUGUCACGGCCCUUGACCCUGGGCCUAGGGAUUCGGACUCUGGCCGUAGAUGUUGGGAAGACUGGAGGAAGCACAUUGCAUAUAGUUGGUGCUUCCCACGUGGAGACAUUUCUCAUUCGUUCUGGAGAUUAUGAUGAGCUUGGCUAUAUGUUUCCUGAACAUCUUGGUCUCCGUGUGAUCAUGGUGGGUGUGGAUGUGGGUGCUAACCUUUUACAGAGUUCCUCACCUUUACCCCUGGAACCUGGAACAAUUCAGCUUAGUGGCCACAAGGCUCUGUAUCAUGACUUCUGGGAGGAGCAGAUAGAGACUGGGAAUCUAGCCCAUCCAGAUUUGGUGGCUGCAUUCCAUCCAGGUUUUCAUGCCUCCCCAAUCUUGAUGGAAGCUUGGCUACCUACCCUGCUGCUACUUCGUGACCAUGAGAUUCCAACGUUGAUUACUGUUUACAGCCAACAGGAAUUGGAAGCCUCUUUGCAGAUUCUGGUGAACUUGGAUACACACAUCAUUGCUUGUGGAGCUAAUCCUUUCACAUCCCUCAAACCUGAACAGGUUUAUUCUAACCCUAAUAAACAGCCAGUUUACAGCAGUGCCUACUACAUCAUGUUUCUUGGAAGUUCCUCCUGCCAACUAGAGAAGCAAUUAGAAGAAAAAGCAGAUGACUUUUCAAUAAUUGAACCAAAUCCUAACCUGAAAAAUGGAAGCUUGUUCAAAUCACCACAUUGAUGUCAAAUUGUUGCCAGCUUUGAGAUCUGCUGAAUGCUAAACCUUAUUCACAGUCCAAGUAAAGAUUCUAUACCAAUGAACGCUCAGUAUGACAUGACUCAUUUCUGAUGUUACCCUAGUCCUGGGAAUUGAACACGGGGCUUUGUAUGUGCUAGGCAUGUGCUUGACCAGUGAGUUAUGUUCCCGGCCGUCUGUUGUCAUUUGUUUUUUGUUCGCUUGUUUUGAGACAGACUGUCAUGAAGUAGCCUAGACUGGCCUUGAAUUUACUAAGGUCUGCGUCAGCCUCACAAGUAGGAGGGGUUUCAAGCUUGUACAAGCUUGAUUUAACUUGUGUCUAAAAAGUUAGCUAUGGAUAGGUGUGUGUGUGUAAGUGUGAAUGUCUCACUGUUUGUUUUUUUUUGGUAGUGUCCAACAAAGUUGGAACUAUAUAUGCAUUUGCCACUGCACAAUGGUAUGUUGAGGCUUCUUAAAUCACUUGUUUUGUUUUCUAUUUACAGUCACAUACUACUCACCUGCACAAGAAAAAAAAAGACCUGAAAAUUAGAG
Microtus ochrogaster (prairie vole) is the source of this 2290-nucleotide messenger RNA. RefSeq names its product MSS51 mitochondrial translational activator (gene Mss51). NCBI's taxonomy places the organism in Eukaryota, Metazoa, Chordata, Mammalia, Rodentia, Cricetidae. The record is from RefSeq and is a predicted model, not a curated record.